AUGCGGUUCACGCGCGCCUACUCGAGCCUGAGCGGCGCCAUUCCCCCGGCCAAGGCCAAGUACGUGCCGUCAACCGGAACGUACCCCAGGGGUUUCCAGGCCUCGGGCGUCUUUGUCGGCGUCAAGCCUGGCAACACGAGCAAGCCCGAUCUCGCCCUCGUCACCUCUGACCGGCCCUGCGCCGCCGCCGCAGUCUUCACCAAGAACAAGUUCCAGGCCGCCCCCGUCAGCUUCAGCCGCGACCUGCUGCGCACCCGUGCCAAUGCCGGCCUACGCAGCGUCAUCGUCAACUCGGGCAACGCAAACGCCGUCACCGGCAUCGGAGGGCUCGAGGACGCUGCGGCUAUGGCCCAGACGACUGACCAACGCGUGGGUGCGGAGGACUCGACCAUUGUGAUGAGUACCGGUGUCAUUGGACAGAGACUGCCCAUUCAGAAGAUUGUCGACCACAUCCCCGUCGCCUGCCACCAGGCCGGGGACUCCCAUAAGCACUGGCUCAACUGCGCCAAGGCCAUCUGCACGACCGAUACCUUUCCCAAGCUCAUGUCGCGUACAUUUGCGCUGCCCUCGUCCCCCGGCGUCGAGUACCGCAUUGCUGGCAUGACCAAGGGUGCCGGCAUGCUCGCGCCCAACAUGGCCACGCUCCUCACCAUCCUCGCCACCGAUGUGCCUGUCGCGCCCGCCGCCAUGACCCCCUUGCUUCGCCACGCCGUCGACCGCUCCUUCAAUUCCAUCACCGUCGACGGCGAUACCUCCACCAACGACACCGUCGCCCUCCUCGCCAACGGCGCCGCCGGCGGGCCCGAGGUCACCUCCUCCGAGGGGUCGCCCGACUACGCCGCCCUGCGUGAGGUGGUGACCGACUUCGCCGCUGACCUCGCCAAGCUCAUCGUCCGCGACGGCGAGGGUGCCACCAAGUUCGUGACGGUCCGCGUCGUCGACGCCGCCACCGAGGACGGCGCGCGGGCCGUCGCGCGGGCCAUUGCCCUCUCGCCGCUGGUCAAGACGGCCCUCUACGGCAAGGACGCCAACUGGGGCCGCAUCCUCUGCGCCGCCGGCUACGCGCUCGUCACGCCCCCGACACACGCGCCCCGCGACGCCGAGGACAUCACCCCGGAGCGCACGAGCGUCUCCUUCGUGCCCACCGACGGCUCGCCCGAGCUCAGGCUGCUGGUGAACGGCGAGCCGGAGCAGGUGGACGAGGCGCGCGCCAGCGAGAUCCUCGAGAUGGAGGACCUGGAGAUCCUGGUGCGUCUGGGCACGGGCGACAAGAGCACGACGCAUUGGACGUGCGACUUCAGCCACGACUACGUCACGAUCAAUGGCGACUACCGCACGUAG
Messenger RNA from Cordyceps fumosorosea ARSEF 2679, 1341 nucleotides. Its product is annotated as arginine biosynthesis bifunctional protein ArgJ. Gene Ontology annotation, molecular function: L-glutamate N-acetyltransferase activity, acting on acetyl-L-ornithine as donor; L-glutamate N-acetyltransferase activity, acting on acetyl-CoA as donor. The record is from RefSeq and is a predicted model, not a curated record. Gene Ontology annotation, biological process: L-arginine biosynthetic process; L-ornithine biosynthetic process. Bases 1 to 1341 code for a protein of 446 amino acids. Lineage: Eukaryota; Fungi; Ascomycota; Sordariomycetes; Hypocreales; Cordycipitaceae. Gene Ontology annotation, cellular component: mitochondrial matrix. The transcript is spliced from 2 exons.